Macrosteles quadrilineatus (aster leafhopper) is the source of this 2418-nucleotide messenger RNA. RefSeq lists its product as uncharacterized. Lineage: Eukaryota; Metazoa; Arthropoda; Insecta; Hemiptera; Cicadellidae. The coding region runs from base 1 to 2418 and encodes 805 amino acids. Gene Ontology annotation, biological process: DNA integration. The record is from RefSeq and is a predicted model, not a curated record. The transcript is spliced from 5 exons. Gene Ontology annotation, molecular function: nucleic acid binding.
AUGUACAUCAUUGAAGAUCAUUAUAGUAUUGGACAAGAAGCGUACAUGAUGAAACAUUGGGACCACAUCAUUGUCUACCUCAUUGUAAAUCGACUGGAUCACGACACUCAUGAAUCUUGGGAAUUGAAACAAGGAGCCUCGGUAAGUCCAUCAUCGCUCAAAGAUCUACUCGACUUCGUCGAAGGAAGAGCUCGAGCUUUGGAGAACAUAGAAGGUCGUAGUAUCCAGAAAUCAGCAAGUAGUCUCAGUCCAACACAGCAGUUUGCUCAGGUCAAUGUGAUUGGUCCCAUGGGGAACACUGUCACAGCUAGAGCCUUAAUUGACCAAGGCUCUGAAUUAUCAUUUAUCACUGAACGGAUCGUUCAAGCCCUAGAACUCAAACGAUCACCAGCAUCUGUUCCUUUAGUCGGAAUAGCUUUAAGGACAAUGGAACAACUAGUCAUUGAUCACGGCAGUCAGUUUCCUUUGGGAGCUUCAGUCCUCUCAAAAGGUAGAUAUGUUGACGACAUCUUUGCAGGUGCUGACACAAUUGAAGAAUGUCAAGAAGUUGUGAAACAGGUCAAUAACCUCUGCAUGGCAGGCUGCUUUCCUUUGCAAAAAUGGAUAAGUAACGAUCCCUCAACCUUAGCUUCUAUAUCUACUGAGUGCCAUAUAAAAGAAACAUCGGUCAAAAUCAAAGAAUCUCUCAAGGAACUAGAACCAUCAGCUCAAUGGAGAUUCGUUCCCGGCAAAGAUAAUCCAGCUGACUGUGCUUCUCGUGGAUUAUGCCCUAAAGCCCUCAAAACACAUACGUUAUGGUGGUCAGGUCCCUCUUGGCUUGCAGAAGACUCUACAAAAUGGCCUACAACUUCUCAUGAACCUGCUAAGGAAGCAGUAUCUGAACUUAAACGGCAGAAGUCCUCAAAUGUAGUUUGUUCGUACUCUGAACCUGAGUUACUGAGUCGCUACUCUGAUCUUAAUAAACUAUUGUGUAUUACAUCAUGGUGUAAACGGUUUAUAAAUCGUCUCAAAGGGAAUCAUGAUACUGCGUAUACUCCAUACUUAACUCCAAAAGAGUUGAAUGAUUCUCUCUUAUUCUGGACAGGGUUUGUCCAAAACCAAGCGUUCAUAGAAGAAUUUAAACUGCUAAAAAUGAACAAGCCUGUACAUCAGUCCAGUAAACUUUACAACUUCAAUCCAUUUUUUGAUCAUGACAAACUCAUCAGAGUUGGCGGAAGGCUUCAAAAUGCAUCUAUUGAGUAUGAUACAAAACAUCCUUUCAUUCUCCCAAAAGAUUCCCUCUUAUCAAAACUAAUCAUCAACGAUGCUCAUAUUCGCACACUUCACAGUGGAACUACCAACACUCUAUCAAAAGUAAGACAGCGCUUUUGGAUUCUUGGAGGCCGUCCAACUGUAAAGAAAGAAUUAUCACGCUGUGUUAUUUGUGCUAGAUAUAGAAGUGAACAAGCUCAACAACUCAUGGGACAGUUGCCCCCAUCAAGAGUCACCCCUUCACGUCCAUUUCUACAUUCAGGAGUUGAUUAUGCUGGACCUUUCAUUAUUAAAACUUGGCAUGGAAGAGCAGCAAAAACAUACAAAGGAUACAUAGUAUUGUUCAUAUGUUCUUCCUCUUCAGCAAUUCAUCUUGAACUAGUCACAGAUUAUUCCUCAGAAGCUUUUAUCGCUGCAUAUAAAAGAUUUACUGCUCGUCGAGGGAUAUGUGCAACUAUCACCAGUGAUUGUGGAACAACAUUUGUCGGUUCAGACAGUGAACUAAACCGCCUUUUCACAGCUUCAACAUCAGAAUCAAACAAAUUAAGAGAUCUGUUAUCUAAGGACGGAACCCUAUGGAAAUUUAACCCUCCUUCUGCUCCUCACUUUGGUGGUCACUGGGAAGCUGGAGUGAAGUCUGUUAAAUAUCAUCUAAAGAGAGUUGUAGGUGACCACAUAUUAACGUAUGAAGAGUUUCUUACAGUUCUCAUCGAGAUAGAAGGAGUAUUAAAUUCAAGACCAUUGUGCAAAUUGACUGAAGAUCCAGAUGACUUAACAACUUUAACACCAGCUCAUUUUCUGGUUGGUGGUGCUUUAUCUGCUGUUCCAGAACCAGAUCUAAAAGGAGUGCCACAAAAUCGACUAUCACGGUGGCAGUUAUUGCAACAAAUGAAACAAAGCUUUUGGAAAAGAUGGUCCAAAGAGUACCUACAAAAAAUGCAAACAAUGUACAAGUGGAGAUCUCCAUCAACACCGGUGGAAAUCGGAUCAAUUGUUCUCAUUAUCGAUGAACAAUACCCCCCAUCAAAGUGGCCUUUGGCUAGAGUGAUUGGCGUUCACCCCGGACAAGAAAAGAUAACUCGAGUUGUGACACUUCAAACCGCUACUGGGAUAUUGAAAAGACCGAUUGUAAAGUUUUGUCGUCUACCAAUAUCAUCUGCAAGCUGA